CCUUUUGAGUGAAUGUCCUGUGUCUUUCUGUGACACAAUGAUUACUCAGGUAUUUGAGAGUUAAAUGCUUCACAGGUGAUGUAAUCUGUUGAUGUGUGUUUGUAGGUUGUCUGGCUGUAUGGUGACAGAAGAAGGCUGUAGUUAUCUGUCUUCAGCUCUGAGCUCAAACCCCUCACACCUGAGAGAGCUGGAUCUGAGCUACAAUCACCCAGGACAAUCAGGAGUCAAGCUGCUCUCUGACAAACUGAAAGAUCAAAACUGCUCACUAAAGAUACUCAAUUUGGACCAUGGAGAGCCUUUCAGGAUCCAGCCAGGACUGCAAAAAUAUUUCUGUGAUCUCACACUGGAUCCAAACACAGCGAACACUCAACUAAUUCUGUCUGAGAACGGAGAGGUGAAAUAUGUGGAGCAGCAGCCGUAUCCUGAUCAUCCAGACAGAUUUAAAGAUAUUCCUCAGGUUCUGUGUCGAGAGAGUCUGACUGGACGUCAUUACUGGGAGGUUGAGCGGACUGGCUGGGCUCGUGUAGCAGUGGCCUAUAAAACAAUCAUCAAAGAAGGGACUGUUGGUAAGUUUGGAUACAAUAACAAGUCCUGGUGUCUCUUCUGCACUAUUGAUGGAUUUGUUGUCUGGCACAACAAUGUGAGCAACAACAUUCCUGCUCCUUCACCCUCCCCUAAAAGAGUAGGAGUGUAUCUGGAUUGGCCGGCCGGCACUCUUUGCUUCUACAGCAUCUCUGACACGCACACACUCACACACUUACACACAUUCAACACCACAUUCACUGAACCCCUCUAUGCUGGAUUUAAGGUUUUUAAUUCCUCACUGUCACUGUGUAAGAUCACACAACAGACAAACAACUGACUUCUGCCUCCAUCCUAAUCAUGGUCGUAGUUCAGGUCUAUUUAUGAAGAUUUAUAUGAAGUAUAAAAUGUAUGAAUUUAACUACAGAAAUAGUUAUUCCAUGUUGUACGUUAAAAUGUUAUUAAACAUAAAUGUGUAAAAAUGCUGUUGUAUAUUCAGUCCCACUUCAUACUAGAAUUUGACUACUACAUAUGUAAAAAAAAAAAUAAUAAUAAUUGUGUUCAUGUUGUAUUGCAAAACAUGUUUGUUGCUACUAAUGUGGAAUACGGGUAAGAUUAAGGACAGGUUUUGUGAUAUGGUUUAAGUUUAAGGGUUGGUUAAGGCAUAGGGGUAGGGUCAACAAUGUAAUUACAGAUGUAACUUCAAAGAGAUAUUUCAUAUUUAAGAGAGCAAACAUACAUUUGUAUUGUACGUCAUUCAUCUCUACCACAUUACUUCCUAUACAUGUAUAACAUAUAAGUACUGCAAUCAUUUCAAUCAUGUUUGUUAUUUUUCUGUUUCUGUUUAAUCCUAACUGUAUGUUAUGUGCUGUGUUGCCUUCAUAAGUACAGAUAAGAGAGAGUCUUGAUUUAUCAUCACAGGAUCGUGUUGUAAACCAGUAUUUUUUGUUUUGGUAUAAUAACACUGGUUAAAUUUGUGUUGGUCAGACUGCAAAUGUCUGACUGAACAUAGAAAUUAAAAAGAUUAUUCAACAGACUACUCAUUUUUAACAUCACUUCAUCUCCUGCUUUCUGAACUUCCCUCCCUCUGCAUUUGGGCUGAUAAUUUGUUAAGU
This is a messenger RNA of Cyprinus carpio (common carp), 1637 nucleotides long. RefSeq names its product stonustoxin subunit alpha-like. Gene Ontology annotation, molecular function: protein binding. The record is from RefSeq and is a predicted model, not a curated record. The coding region runs from base 92 to 862 and encodes 256 amino acids. The transcript is spliced from 3 exons. Lineage: Eukaryota; Metazoa; Chordata; Actinopteri; Cypriniformes; Cyprinidae.